AUGGGGAAAGAAAUGACAUCUCCAGAUCUCUUGGGCUCAUCUGACCCAGAAAUUACUGUUGUUUAUGUGUUUAAACCUGAACUGUACAACAUAUAUGAAUUAUUUAACACUGCUGUCUCCAUUUAUAUUACAGGGAAUAUUCCCUCAUGGAAGGGAUUUUGGUGUUGCGAUAAAAAGAGAGCAAAUGGUCAAUAUACCAAUGUGUCUACACAAGAUUCAGAAACAAAGACAAAUAAUUAUGAACCCAAUGGGGGGUGGCCCAUUGAUACUGUACAAAAUGUCAAUGAAAAUGAGAGCAACAAAGAUGGUGACGACAAACAAACACAGCAGCCGUUGCCUGGAGUUACCAAUACCAAUAUAAUAGCUGAAGUUGAAGGUGAAGCUUCGCCCAGAGUUAACGAGGAGAAAGAUGCAUCAGAGAAACCAAAGGACCCAGACUGUGACCCGUCUAUAGUUUCUGCUGAGGUGUCGAUUGAACCUGAUCAGGACGGUGAUGAAGGCAAAACGUGGUUCCUUGCUAAUGACAAAGUACCCAGCAGUCUAACUGAAGGUGAAGCUUCGCCCAGAGACAAAGAGGAGAAAGAUUAUUCAGAAACAAAGACAAAUAUUUAUGGACCCAGUGGAAAGUGGUCUACUGACACUGUACAAAACGUCAAUGAAAAUGAGAAAAAAUUGCUUCAUGAUGCCAGUAAAAAGUCCGAUUUAGAAGCAAAGACUUCAAAUGAUCAAGAACCCAAUGGGAGGCGGUCCACUGAGACUGUACAAACUGUCAAAGAAAAUGAAGGUGAAGCUCCGCCCAGAGAUACCGAGGAGAAAGAUGAAGGUGAAGCUUCGCCCAGAGACAAAGAGGAGAAAGAUUAUUCAGAAACAAAGACAAAUAUUUAUGGACCCAGUGGAAAGUGGUCUACUGACACUGUACAAAACGUCAAUGAAAAUGAGAAAAAAUUGCUUCAUGAUGCCAGUAAAAAGUCCGAUUUAGAAGCAAAGACUUCAAAUGAUCAAGAACCCAAUGGGAGGCGGUCCACUGAGACUGUACAAACUGUCAAAGAAAAUGAAGGUGAAGCUCCGCCCAGAGAUACCGAGGAGAAAGAUGCAUCAGAGAAACCAAAGGACCCAGACUGUGACCCGUCUAUAGUUUCUGCUGAGGUGUCGAUUGAACCUGAUCAGGACGGUGAUGAAGGCAAAACGUGGUUCCUUGCUAAUGACAAAGUACCCAGCGGUCCAACUGCUGAUCCAAUCUACAAAAAAGUUGGUGACUCUGUUGUCCUGAAUCCUGGUCAGGUUUUGGAUCCCAUUAGUAGCGUAACCUGGAAACAAGAACCGGACCUCGCCUUGGAGUGGGACGGACCAAGCGUUAUUUGUUACAGAGAUUUUAAAGAUCGCUGUAGCUUGAAUAAAAAAGAUGGAAGCUUCACUAUCAGCAACCUGACAGUAGAGGACAGCGGCAUCUACACACCUCAGAUCAACAAUAAAGUUCUCAAGAAGCUGGAACUCCAAGUUAUCGAACCGGUCCCAAAACCUACGGUGUCCGUAAAAUGCAACAAUGAGAAGACCCGCUGUAAUCUCACCUGUGAAGCAAACGUCAGCCCUGAUGUUGGAACUGUUACAUAUAGAUGGAGAAAUGGAGAGAUGGUGCUGUCCAAUGACAAAGAGCUGAUUAUAACAACGGAGGACAAGGAGAGCUCCUUCAUCUGCGAGUUGGAAAACAUUGUCAGCAGCAGCUCCAGUGAUGGAGUUGAUAACCCUCUUAGCAGAGGGAAUUAUUUGGCAAAGACUGUAAUUGUGUUACUGAUUGGGGCUGCAGCCGUGGUUCUGAUUUUGGUCGGCUGUGUUGUCUGUUGUAUGCGCAAAAAAGGGAAGUUUCCCACAUGGAAGGAAUUUUGGUGUUGUGGUAACAAUAAACCAAAAGGGACGAGUAUUUCAGAAUCCGCUACAGAACCCGAACAGUUCUACCUUUAUAAUGAGACACCAACCAUCGUUCCAACUGAAGGUGAUUUUUCUUCCAGAGAAAAAUAUGAGAUGAGCACUUCAGAGUCCGCUACAGAACCCGAACAGUUCUACCUUUAUAAUGAGACACCAACCAUCGUUCCAACUGAGAAUUGAUCAGUGGAGCCAAGUGGUCCAGAAACAUCUGAACGAGUUUCUGCAGUCUAGGACCAAAGCUGAAAAAGUCUUCAUCCGUGUGUGGAACUGCUCUGGGCCGGUCCUCUCUGGGAAGACGUGACGGACCUCAAAGCUGUUUAACCUGACGCUAUCUAGUAUUUAUUAGAUGAGCUGAUGUUUCAAAUGUUUGUACAGAACUGACAGCAACAAUUUUCUGCAGAGGGACAUGUGUCUCCAUCUCAGCAGCAAGUUGAGGAAGAAGGUGAAACAUCUGCUGUCAGGAGAGAUGAACAUGACUGGAUGAACGGAAAUACUAAAUGACCAAAGCUGCCUGACUCUAAUCAUGUCUUCAUGUUUCUUUUAUCUUUUUUAAAAUACAACAGCAGUAAAUUAUAAGGUUUAUCUGGUCAAAUAUCUCUCAUUAUGAGUUGGAUAAACUGUUUAUCAAUCAGUGGAUCUGCAGCAACAAACUUUCAUCAGAACCUUUGCACAAAGCAAGUUAAUCAUUUAAACAUUAACUUGUUUUGUGGUUUUAUUGCUGUAAAGUAUAUUUUCAUGUCAGAAACACCCUGUGUUCAGUGUUUCUCAACUUUUAGUUGGAAUCUUACUUAGAAAUCAGGACAACAUCCAGUUUAAGGCUCUGUAUCCUAAUGUGUUGCUGCUGGAUAUUGGGGAAAUGUAUUGUUUUAUUCUGGAGAAUUCAAACUUUUAAUGGUGCCAGAUGAUCUGAGAGACCUGAGCUGCAUCUUUUUCUCCCUAAUGACCAACAUACUAAAGAGAAAGACACACUUGCUUUGGAUCACAGAUAAAGGUUUUUAUAAUUGUGAAAUUGAAGACUGUCUGAGCUGUGAUUUAAAAGUAUCAGCGUUUUUGGUUGGCAUGUGGCAGCUGGAUUCGCUGUAUCCCCACCAGGGGGCAGAAGAGACCACUUGUUAUAACGCUGAAGUUUGUGUUUGGCAUGAAAAAUGUAAUUAAAUGAGAAAUAAAUGUUUGUAUGAACUAGUUUCAUACAGAUAAUGAUAUAAUAAGGUGCUUUUGUUUAAUGACUUGUUUAAUGAUUUGAGGCUUACUUGAGCAGAGUAAGCACUGAUUAUUGGUGCUGAAAAUCUAAGCCCCUAUUCUGAUGCCUAGGAUUAUCCCUUGUGUAAUGCUUCUUGUACUUUUUCUUUUAUUAAUGCAUUUCCUCCCCUCUUCUAAAAAAUAAUCCCAUCAGCAAACAAUGAGACUCCCAUAUAUGUAUCUAUAUCAGGUAAAAUGUCAUUGAUAACUGUAUAAAAAUACCAGAGUUAUUAAUUAUACUCAAUUAUACUGUCUUGAGGUGUACCAUUUUCUACUUGAUAACAUUAACUUAAUUCUCUUCAUAUUCUAACAUUAAUACUUCUUUCAAUUAGGAACUUUCUUAUCCACCUAUACAUUUCACUUUCCAUACCCAUCUGUUUUGUUUUAAUCAAUAAUCCUUUCCAUAACAUUUCAUAUGCCUUCUCCACAUCUAGAAAUAUUGCCAUUACACUUUAUUUGUUAACUUGAGCAUUUCUUAUCUUAUGUUCUAAACACAAAGCUGGAUCCAAAGUACUUUUAC
Fundulus heteroclitus (mummichog) is the source of this 3682-nucleotide messenger RNA. RefSeq lists its product as uncharacterized. The transcript is spliced from 30 exons. The record is from RefSeq and is a predicted model, not a curated record. NCBI's taxonomy places the organism in Eukaryota, Metazoa, Chordata, Actinopteri, Cyprinodontiformes, Fundulidae. The coding region runs from base 1 to 2103 and encodes 700 amino acids.